AUGACCCAUUUUCAAGAUUUAUGCACGUCUAUACGGUGGAUAGAUCUCGAAAAGAUAAUUCAGAAUCAAAUCCUUAGAUUAGGGCUUCUUCCCAGCCAGAGGCAUCCGAAACAGGAGAAUCAACCCUCUCAUUUAAGUCUUCGGGUAACACCACUAGAUCUUCAACAAGGUGGAAAUUCUCGUAUUCUGUAUGUACAUGUUCCUGCCGCUCGGAUGAGUAUUCUUGUUUAUAUCGCUACGGCUAUAAACACUUUCUUGUUCCUAUUAACAAAACAUCCCCUUUUUCUUCGCUCUUCCGGAACCGGUACAGAAAUGGGUGCUUUUUUUACGUUGUUUACUUUAGUGACUGGGGGGUUUCGGGGAAUACCUAUGUGGGGCACCUUUUGGGUGUGGGAUGCUCGUUUAACCUCUGUAUUCAUCUCGUUCCUUAUUUACCUGGGUGCACUGCGUUUUCAAAACCUUCCUGUCGAACCGGCUUCUAUUUCAAUCCGUGUUGGACCGAUCGAUAUACCAAUAAUCAAGUUUUCAGUCAACUGGUGGAAUACAUCGCAUCAACCUGGGAGCAUUAGCAGAUCUGGUACAUCAAUACAUGUUCCUAACUUUCUUGUUCCCGAGUAA
Messenger RNA from Benincasa hispida (wax gourd), 618 nucleotides. Lineage: Eukaryota; Viridiplantae; Streptophyta; Magnoliopsida; Cucurbitales; Cucurbitaceae. The record is from RefSeq and is a predicted model, not a curated record.